GAACAUUCUAGCACUCUAUGACCUGUGCCGGUGCGUGGUGCUGGAGCCCUGGCCCCCAGCUGAGCCGCCGGGGCCUUCAGGAGGUGGGGGCUCCCUGAACUCGUGGUCCUCCCUGGCCGGGGCUGCAGCCGAGACAAGGGUCAGGAGGGUGUCUUCCUCUUGACCUUGAGCACCUGCACCUGUGCCCUUCAGUGUUCCUGGGCACACUGGCCACCCUGGCUCCUGGCUGAGAGCCCACCCUGGGGAUUCUCCAAGUGGGUCUGACCCCACUUCCUGACGCAGGCUGACGGUCACCCAGCUGGUUAGCCAUGUCAUCGGAGCCUCCCCCCCCGCCGUCGUCACAGCCCCCUACCCACCAGGCUACCCACCAGACAGGGCUGCUGGACACGCCUCGGGCCCGUGAGCGCUCACCGUCCCCGCUGCGGGGCAACGUGGUUCCCAGCCCAUUGCCUACUCGCCGGACCAGGACCUUCUCCGCGACGGUGCGGGCUUCCCAGGGCCCUGUCUACAAAGGAGUUUGCAAAUGCUUCUGCCGGUCCAAGGGCCACGGCUUCAUCACCCCGGCGGACGGCGGCCCUGACAUCUUCCUGCACAUCUCCGAUGUGGAGGGCGAGUACGUCCCAGUGGAAGGCGACGAAGUCACCUACAAGAUGUGCUCCAUCCCCCCCAAGAACGAGAAGCUGCAGGCCGUGGAGGUCGUCAUCACCCACCUGGCUCCGGGCACCAAACACGAGACCUGGUCUGGGCACGUGGUCAGCUCUUAGGAGACGCCCACCGCACACCUCUCCUGGGCUGGUGGGAGACUUUGGGGCAGCAGGACCAUGCCGGGAACAACAUUGCUGCCCAAGCUGGGGCUGGAGGAGGGUGUGAUCCCCAAGUUCCUCCUGGAGGAACUGGGGCCACAAGGGAGCCUCCCCUCCCCCGCCACCAGCACAGCCUUUGACCAUCGCAACAACCUCUUACCAUCUGAAAAAUAUUAAAAGCAUUUAAAAAGGA
Ochotona princeps (American pika) is the source of this 996-nucleotide messenger RNA. It is a transcript of the gene CARHSP1, whose product is annotated as calcium regulated heat stable protein 1. The record is from RefSeq and is a predicted model, not a curated record. The transcript has 5 exons. Gene Ontology annotation, biological process: regulation of mRNA stability. Lineage: Eukaryota; Metazoa; Chordata; Mammalia; Lagomorpha; Ochotonidae. Bases 309 to 764 code for a protein of 151 amino acids. Gene Ontology annotation, molecular function: mRNA 3'-UTR binding. Gene Ontology annotation, cellular component: cytoplasm.